UCGGCGAUACGAUUAUAUAUUCGAACUUUGUGCGAGAUCAGCUGUUUACAACGAGAAGCAACAAGAUAGAAUGAGAGACGAAGAAGAUAGAGGAACGAUAUAAACCGAAAGAGGAGGGGUUUGGUACGACCCUCGGAGGUCGGAAAGUUGACUCUCCACUGUUGUUUAUCGCUUCUACUACCUAAGUUGAGACUCUACAUACUACAAGUAUUUUUCUUAACGUAUUAUUCCGUGGAUCAUUCUUCGUAACAAGAAAGAAUUGGAACGGGAGGAAGAGAGUAUGGAUACGAGAAAACUUAGAAGAGAUUCCGAUGUAGUGCUCUCAAAUGUUGGACGUAGAGAGCUUCUCUUUAAAUUUCUUGUUAUCGGUGAUUAUGGCGUCGGCAAAACGGCUCUCGUACGACGAUACACAGAAGGAAAGUUUUCUUCGAAUUACAAGAUAACGAUAGGAGCUGAUUUUGCGAUAAAAACGCUCAAUUGGGAUUCAAAUACUAAAAUAAAUUUGCAAUUAUGGGAUAUCGCCGGACACGAGAGAUUUGGAUACAUGACCAGGGUUUACUACAAAUACGCCGUCGCCGCGGCAUUGGUUUUUGAUAUCUCACGAGCGGCGACUUUUCAGUCGAUGAAGAAAUGGCUAAGCGAUCUAAGAGAAAAAGUCACGCUUCCGGACGGAUCUAGCAUACCCGUUGUUCUUCUGGCGAACAAAUGUGACAUUCGACAUGUCGCCGUAUCAACCGAACAGAUCGUUAAAUUUUGCAAGGAGAACAAUAUCGGCGAGUGGUACAUUACUUCGGCGAAAGAGAAUACGAACGUUGACGAAGCGAUACGCCACUUGGUGGAAAAUGUGCUGAGAGCUAAAAUCGAAGGUGGUAUACGGGAAUCCAUAAGGCUCCACGAUGGUCCCAUAGAGCGUGGCAAGACAGGCUGUUGCAAGUUUUAAUCAAUGUGUUCCUAAAUUGAUUCUCCCUUCCUUUCAUAAUUGAGUUUGGUUUAUCAUCUAGUUUAAUUAUCUAUAACAUUUCUAAACAUAUACUAAUAUAAUAAAAUCUAUCUAAAUCGCUACAGUACAUGAAUA
Messenger RNA from Vespa crabro (European hornet), 1075 nucleotides. Its product is annotated as ras-related protein Rab-32-like. The transcript is spliced from 6 exons. The coding region runs from base 281 to 940 and encodes 219 amino acids. Gene Ontology annotation, molecular function: GTPase activity; GTP binding. The record is from RefSeq and is a predicted model, not a curated record. Gene Ontology annotation, cellular component: trans-Golgi network; Golgi apparatus; vesicle. Gene Ontology annotation, biological process: vesicle-mediated transport. Lineage: Eukaryota; Metazoa; Arthropoda; Insecta; Hymenoptera; Vespidae.